UUCCCGGCGUCCCGCGGCGGCUGCAGCGGAGCCGGUGGGGUGGCUGCCCGCUGCCCCUCUGCGCUGCCCCCGCUCGCUCCUCUGCCCCGCGCCCAUGGAGCUGCUGUGCGUGGAAGCCGUGCCCCGCGUGCCCCGCGCCGGGCGCGACCCGCAGCUCCUGGGGGACCGGCGGGUGCUGCAGAACCUGUUGAGCCAGGAGGAGCGUUAUAGCCCCCGCGCCUUCUACUUCCAGCGCGUACAGCGGGAGAUCAAGCCGUACAUGCGGAAGAUGCUGGCCUUCUGGAUGCUGGAGGUGUGUGAGGAGCAGAAGUGUGAAGAAGAGGUCUUCCCCUUGGCCAUGAACUACGUGGAUCGCUACCUGUCCUCAGUCCGUAUACGGAAGAAUCACUUGCAGCUCCUGGGAGCUGUCUGCAUGCUCCUGGCCUCCAAGCUGCGAGAAACCAUGCCCCUGACUGUGGAGAAGCUCUGCAUUUACACAGACAACUCCAUCACACCUCAGCAGCUCCUGGACUGGGAGGUUCUAGUCCUGGAGAAGCUAAAGUGGGACCUGGUGUCAGUGAUAGCAAACGAUUUCUUGGCUCACAUCCUCCAUCACCUCCCGCUGCCUAAGGACAAGAUGGAGCUGGUGAAGAAACACGCACAGACUUUCAUUGCCCUGUGUGCCACAGACUACACAUUUGCCAUGUACCCCCCAUCCAUGAUUGCAACAGGCAGCAUUGGAGCAGCGAUCCAUGGCCUGAGCAUCUCAGUGAACGACUUCAGCGGCGAGGCAAUGACGGAGCUGCUGGCCAGCAUCACUGGCACGGAGGUGGACUGCCUGAAAGCCUGUCAGGAGCAGAUCGAGGCAGCUUUAGCCGAGAGCCUGAAGCAAGCAUCCCAAACCCAACAGGAAUACAGCGCCGCCAAGUCCGCCGCGUACUCCUCCAGCCAGCCCACCAGCACGCCCACAGACGUCACGGACGUCAACCUGUGACCAGCCCCUUCCCGAGCGCCGCCCAGCCCCGCGCAGCAUCAGCCCCUCGCCCUGCGCAGCCCGGGGUCGCUCUCCGCAUCCCCUCCCUGCAUCCACCCACCGGCCCCUCCCCGGCCGCCGCCGAGGACGCGAGCCCGUGCCUCAGAGCUGAAGUGACCCUUUGCACGGGGACAGGGCACCGGCGUGACUGGGGAGGGGGAGCAGGACCCCCCCGAAAAUGAAGUUGGUCAAACGUUUCUCGGUUGGUGACCCUCUUAGGCUGGCUGCCAGCUCCUCGGGGGCCUUGGCUGUGGCGACUUCCAGCCCCACGUGGGCCAUGAAUCAUGGAUAUUGAGCCUGGGACCAAAAUCCCUGUGAGCCCCAAGCUCCCACCCCGGGCAGGGUGCUGCAGGGCCACGAGGCUCCCAGCAACACGAGCAGCUGGGAGGAGGGAGCAGAUGCUGGGGUGGCCCCGAUGGCUUCGUGCUGGGUUGCUGUGUGGCUCCUGGGGAUGGCCCAGCUGCUUCUGCUCGGAGGGGAAACGUGUGGCUUGUUCCUUGUUGCUGUUAGAUUUGGGGUUGGGGGGGUUGGGGCUUGCUUGGGGAACCCGCUCCCCGCUGCGUGGUGGCAGCAGCACAGCCCUGACCUCGGGGAGCUGCCUCCUGGGUGAGGCUGGGCACCCAUCCCUUUGGCUUUCCCCUGCCCCACUGAGGCUGCUUAAUUUAUUGUUAACUGCUGGGAAAUGGGGAGAGAGGGAGACUUUGCAGUUCCUUGGUGUGGAUGCUGCUCUCCUCUCCUCCCCAAAGAGUGCCUUUGCCCUUCAUCCCCUUCCCUCGCUCCCUGGGCAUUGGGAGACUCUCACUUGGGAGCUGGUUGGCUUUGGGGGGUGGGGGGUUGUUUCUUAGGUAGCUUAGAACGUCAGACUAGGUUUUCAGAGAUACAUUUGAAUGUGCUGCUACAGUCUGAACUGCAUCUUUGCUCCUCCAAGGCAGGGAUCUCGGCAGCAGGAGCAGGAGGAGGCUGCCUGGCAGCUCCCUCCACGUGGGUCCAACUUUGUGUCCUCACAGGGUGGGACCUUCGCUGCGCACUCGAGUUGAAAAGCGACUUCUUGCCUUUUGUGUUGUGUUGUUGUUGUUGAUCCUGUCUGUUAGUUUUUAUAAAGAGUUGGGAAAAACAAGCAAAAAAAAAAGAAGAAAAAAUAAUGCUGCUUUUCUAAGAGAAACAUGGAAAGGGUGGAAUGGUGUGAAGCAGGAGAAAGAAGCCAGAGAGACUCUGCAGGGAGGGGAGGCAGCCUGCUGCUGCUGGGGGAGCUCUGCACAGGCAGCUCCUGGCCUCCCAUGGGGGACAUGGAAAAGGAGGUAAAAACCUUCAUUUUUGGGUGCCACUAGAAAAGAAAAAGAAGUCUUAUCAGGUGGGGAAAAAAAAAGAAAGAAAGAUGGGGCUGCUGUUCUCCCACUGCUGUGUCAAGAAGCCUCUGCCACGGCCUCCGGCGAGCAGCAGCGCUGGGCUGGGCAGAGCCUGGCUGCACUGAAAGGAAGCAAUGGAUCUAGACAUUAGUUUUAAUUUAAACUGGUUUGGUGUUCACAUGCAAGAGUCCCACUGCUGGGAGACUCACAGGAACCCAUGAUGUUGCAAUAAAGUAUUUUGAACAAGUACAAA
Messenger RNA from Colius striatus (speckled mousebird), 2611 nucleotides. RefSeq names its product cyclin D3 (gene CCND3). Gene Ontology annotation, molecular function: cyclin-dependent protein serine/threonine kinase regulator activity. Lineage: Eukaryota; Metazoa; Chordata; Aves; Coliiformes; Coliidae. The record is from RefSeq and is a predicted model, not a curated record. Gene Ontology annotation, cellular component: cyclin-dependent protein kinase holoenzyme complex; cytoplasm; nucleus. The transcript has 5 exons. Gene Ontology annotation, biological process: positive regulation of G1/S transition of mitotic cell cycle; regulation of cyclin-dependent protein serine/threonine kinase activity; mitotic cell cycle phase transition. Bases 95 to 973 code for a protein of 292 amino acids.